AUGGCCGAAUCCACCAAGCCAACAGAGGCGGCCCACCGCCCAAAAUCCAAGUCUGCCAAAUCCAAAGAACCAUUCUAUUCUGUGUCACCCCUGUGGGAGGAUAUCACGCCACUGCCGAUGGUUGAUGGCCCUCCGGGCCAGACCGAUCCAGGCCCUGCUCUCGCGACCAUUGCAUACUCGCCACGUUAUUCCGAGGCCAUGUCGUAUCUGAGGGCCGUCAUGGCCACGAACGAGUUCAGCAGGCGGACAUUGGAUCUCACGGAGGACAUCAUUAGUAUGAACCCUUCUCACUAUACGGUUUGGCUCUACCGGGCAAAGAUACUCAAAGUGCUGUGGGGUGAGGAGAAUAUUUCCACAGAAGACGGUGUCAAGGCUGAGCUGGAUUGGCUGGAAGGCAUUAGUGAACGUAAUUUGAAGAACUAUCAGAUAUGGCACCAUCGCCAACUAAUGGUCUCACUUCUCACAUCAUUGCCCUCCGGGGAGACCGAGUUCCUCACUCAUAUUCUAUCCUUCGACAGCAAAAAUUACCAUGUCUGGACAUACCGACAGUGGCUUUGCCGUCAUUUCCCAGAGUCACUACUCGCCACAGACGUGGAGCUAGCCUCCAUCGACGCCCUGAUCAACGACGACGUGAGAAACAACUCAGCAUGGAACCACCGAUACUUUGUCUGCUUUGGUGCGGAAGAGCUCCAAGCCAUCGAGAAGGAAGGCGGCAACAGAAAAGACGUGCUCGCACAAGGGAAACUGGUCGUCGACGAAGACGUCGUGGACCGCGAGAUCAACUACGCCAAAGAUCAUAUCGCCUGGGCACCCCAGAAUCCCAGUCCUUGGAACUAUCUCAAGGGCGUGCUGAAACGUGCCGGGAUUCCCAUCACGAACAUGCAGGUCUUCUGUGAAGGCUUUGUCGGUGGCAGAAAUGCCGAUCUGUUUGGUGAAAACGUCAAGAGCAGUCAUGCUGUUGACUGGCUCGCAGAGAUAUAUCAACUGGAUGGCAACGCAGAGCGAAGCAAGCAGUGUCUUGACGCACUGGGCAAGAAAUGGGAUCCGAUCAGGAGGAAAUACUGGGACUAUCGUGCAGAGCAGUUAGGCAGAGGAGAAGAGGAUCAAGGCUCUGCACAGGCGGCUUGA
Molecule: messenger RNA, 1128 nt
Organism: Exophiala bonariae
Lineage: Eukaryota; Fungi; Ascomycota; Eurotiomycetes; Chaetothyriales; Herpotrichiellaceae
Exons: 2
Coding region: 1-1128 (375 amino acids)
Biological process (GO): protein geranylgeranylation; protein farnesylation
Cellular component (GO): protein farnesyltransferase complex; CAAX-protein geranylgeranyltransferase complex; cytoplasm
Molecular function (GO): protein farnesyltransferase activity; CAAX-protein geranylgeranyltransferase activity
Source: RefSeq, a predicted model, not a curated record